Centropristis striata (black sea bass) is the source of this 784-nucleotide messenger RNA. Its product is annotated as histone H2B-like. The record is from RefSeq and is a predicted model, not a curated record. Gene Ontology annotation, cellular component: nucleosome. Gene Ontology annotation, molecular function: protein heterodimerization activity; structural constituent of chromatin; DNA binding. The coding region runs from base 347 to 718 and encodes 123 amino acids. The transcript has a single exon. NCBI's taxonomy places the organism in Eukaryota, Metazoa, Chordata, Actinopteri, Perciformes, Serranidae.
GGAAGAAUCAACCAAAUACCAGAACAAGUUGGACUGUUAUUUGGCCCUAAAUAUAAAAUUGACUGUGGCAGAAUACCUGAGCACCGGGACCGAUCCUUGACCAAGUACAGACUCAGUGAACACAAAGAGGCCUUCACAGACAGACUUGUCAACUCAUGUUUAGUUUCCCGCCCAAGUUCAGGCGGUUUCUUUGAAUCGGAGCAUGCUCAGUCUCGUUGUAGAACUCGACCAAUCACGUGCGAGCAACAGCACAUUGACAUUUGCAUCAGAGGAAUUUAAAGAGAGCUUCUGGAGUCCAGCUGAGUUAUUCGUUUGAGGAAUCACCGAGUGAAACCAACAAACAAACAUGCCUGAACCGAAGUCCUCCGCCGCCAAGAAGGGCUCCAAGAAAGCAGCGUCUAAAUCCACCAAGACGGGCAGGAAGAGGAGGUCCAGGAGGAAGGAGAGCUACGCCAUCUACGUGUACAAGGUGCUGAAGCAGGUGCACCCCGACACCGGCAUCUCCUCCAAGGCCAUGGGCAUCAUGAACUCCUUCGUCAAGGACAUCUUUGAGCGCAUCGCCGGCGAGGCCUCCCGUCUGGCUCUCUACAACAAGCGCUCCACCAUCACUUCCAGGGAGAUCCAGACCGCCGUCCGCCUGCUGCUGCCCGGGGAGCUGGCCAAGCACGCCGUGUCUGAGGGCACCAAGGCCGUCACCAAGUACACCAGCUCCAAGUAGACUACUGCUGGACCACAACCACACAAAGGCUCUUUUAAGAGCCACACACCUCCUCUGGAGAGCUGC